Messenger RNA from Exophiala dermatitidis NIH/UT8656, 3360 nucleotides. RefSeq lists its product as uncharacterized. Gene Ontology annotation, biological process: transmembrane transport. The transcript has 2 exons. NCBI's taxonomy places the organism in Eukaryota, Fungi, Ascomycota, Eurotiomycetes, Chaetothyriales, Herpotrichiellaceae. Gene Ontology annotation, molecular function: transmembrane transporter activity. The record is from RefSeq and is a predicted model, not a curated record. The coding region runs from base 620 to 3115 and encodes 831 amino acids.
CUCGGAAAUCAACCCCACACCUCCUUCACGUAAUAAGCUUAUUUAAGGUCACCCCCAGGAAGCUUGUCGACACUCUUGGUUCUUCUUUUCAACGCAGGAAGGACCCUUGAGCCAGAUCUGGAAGAACAGCCACUCGUAGAAGGUGCAGCUUGGACACAGCCAUUGUAUGGGCAGCUGAUGAAUACUAGGCGGCGCGUAGUAUCACUUACACCUGAAUAGUACCUACUUAUACUGGCCAUCAAUAUUAUUCCCCUCAACUAUUGCUAUCCCAAUUCUUUGAAAUCUACCAGACCUGAUAGAUCCUCAAAAUGCCCGUCCCAUGAUCAAUGUCUUUCCUCGUAAAUGCUGAGAUACAUCAUCAAUGCGGCCAUGGGAAAUGGUAUAGGGCGCCGCGAAACUCCUACGGCCGUCUGUGACUCAGUCAGCCCGAGAUGAAGGACAACAAACAGAAACAGGUGAGCUUGAGGGGCGGCAGAGACACCCUCCAGAUACUUGGCCAACCCGCGUAUCAUCGCUGGGCCCGGGUCGAAACCUUGCUGCCGCCGAUCCUCCACGAAGUAAUGACGCUGCUCAGAACGAAGAACGUCCACAUGGACGGCCGAAUGCUUCGGGGGAGACUAUGAACCACACCAUUCAUAAAUUAGAGCGCUUGCUGGAUGAAGCUGUCAGGAUCGCCCAAAUGGCGGGUACGGCAGAAGAACAAAUAUCAGAAGCUGCAUCAAAAGCAAAGGAGUUUCAACCUGCGCAGGCCAUUGCUUCUAUGGUAGACGCAUGCCUUGAGGAGGUGAAAGCAAAAGUUGCUCACCCGUCAAGCCUUUUACAAAUCCCGUCAUCCGAAAAGACGGGCACAACUCAUAACAAGAAGGGCGACGACCACGACGAAACCAGCCACUCGGAUGGUUCACAAACCGCGCCCAGUAGCGAUCAGGCACUAAAACCACCGCAGCCAGUGGCGGAUCCACUGGAAGAAAAGAAAGCCACCUUGUCGCGGGGCAGAAAGACCUCAGAGCAAGAAAGGCGACCUCGCAGGUACUCAGGCAUCGGGUCCCUCGGUUCACCGCAGGUCAGACCACGCACCACUUCGGCCAUCGACCCUCACGACAGACAAAGAAGCACGUCAGGAGAGCAGCCAUUACCAACGCUGAGACUCAAUAGCGUUGACAUGAAGGAUGACGACGAGGAAAAGGAUUUCUUGCUGAACGACGGUAUUCCACUCCAGGUGCCCCGGCCAGGGCAUGAGCGGCAUUUCACCCAUGUAUUUGGCAUCGAUUCCAGACAAGCGAGCAUCAAUCUGGCCCACGGUGACAAGAUUGAUCUGAAUGGCGUGAGGCACGUGGACAUCGCAGACCAUCCAGAUGACUUCGAUGUACACGAAUCAUGCCACCAUGCCCCAAUAGCCCGGCACUGGACCACAUCUAAAAAGCGUUGGGUCGCCCUCAGUUCUUGCAUCAACACUGCUUGUCUAGGCUUCUUGAUCGGCAUCUAUUCUGGAGAGGUGCCUGCAAUCCAGUACGUGAUUGUCGACUUCAACCGCUUGAUGAUUUUCGGCAAUGUCUUUCUUUACUGCGGGCUUGCCAUACCAACUCUAGUAUUCUGGCCGUUGCCUCUUCUGCACGGCCGGAAACCGUACAACAUCGCAGCUUUGACGCUGACAUUGUGCUUGCAAAUACCUCAAGGACUGGUAGUCAGCGUCUUUCGAACGCCAGAUGUGCGGAGGUACCGGAUACUUCUGCUCCUCUCUCGGGGUGUCUCGGGACUUGUCUUUGGUUUCGCGAACAUCAACAAUCUAGCAACGUUAUUAGAUCUGUUCGGGGCGUCGCUCAAGAGCAGUGAAACCAACGAGGACCUUGAGGAUCCACUUGACGUCCGUCGACAUGGAGGAGGGAUGGGAGUCUGGCUGGCGAUCUGGUCCUGGUGCACGGUUGGAUCGAUCGCCAUCGGGUUUGUGAUGGGGGCUUUCAUCAUCAGCGGAACCUCCGUUGACUGGGGCUUCUGGAUAUCCCUGAUGCUCCUCAUGGCGGUCCUGUUGCUGAAUGUUGUCUCGCCAGAAGUGCGCCGAUCUGCCUUUCGAAGGACGAUUGCUGAAAUGUUGGGUGCCGGCGGUAGCUUCACCAGGGUGGCCCGCGGUGAGGUCAAAUUGCACUUGACAGGCAAUGGACCUUAUUGGUGGGGCGAAGAGGUACUUGCUGGUCUUCGACUGAGCUGGAAGAUGGUCAAUCAACCUGGUUUCCUCGUGUUGUCCAUAUAUGCCGCAUGGAUCUAUGCACAGUUCACGCUGAUAUUGAUGCUGCUGGGAGCGUUGGCAUCAACGAGAUACCGAUAUAAACCGGUCGAAGUUGGGCUCUGUGUCCUAUCCUUGGCCAUCGGAGCAAGCAUGGCCAUCCCAUUUCAGAAGGCCUCAUGGCUCAGUCGCGCCCGAUAUCUACCUCCACGGUCGAACAGCAUGACCUUAGAGAGCACGAUGAGCUGGACAUCACAUGCACUCCGUCGAUCAUUGUGGAUGGUAUUUCUGCCGCUGGCAGCCAUUGGCUACGCCCUUACCUCGAAAGGACCUGUCUUUCCGGUAGCAGUUCCUUGUCUUUUUGCAGGACUUGUAGGUUAUGCUUCGGUCUUGGGCAUUGGGGAAUGCUACGCGUUGAUGAUGCAGACCUUUGACACAUCCGACCUGCAACCGGGAAUGACGGGGCGACCAGCGCGACCAAGUGUCAUGGGACGAUAUCGUCAGCAAAGAACAAACUUUACCUGCUAUCCCAGAGUCAGCGCCGCAAUAGCGAUCACGCAAUUCUUGAAAUUCGUCUUCGGGGCCGUGUCAACGGGGAUCUGUGGCCGCGUCGAGAGAAGAUAUGGAGCAAUGCGAGCGGCGGGUAUCGUAGCUGGGAUUCUUCUGCUGCUGACCCUCCUCGUCCUCGCAGUGAUUGUCCGCUACAAGACAGUGCAGAUGAUCCCCAGUGAAGCAGAUCGGGACACUAGUCAAGAAGAAGGGUGGGAGCCGGUGAUACUAGGGGACCCUACCGGAUUGACUCGCAAGAUCAGUCUUUUGGAGGCGGGCGACCUCACCCGGUGGACUGAGAUUCGGCGCAGGAAUCAUUUGGAGGCCCACCUUACUCGGCGGUGACGAUGGAAACCCGGGGGAUAUGUUUAUAGCACAAUCAAGAAAGGGCGGGUACCCAAUGCCCCUCCAAGACUGCCAGUGGUCCUCUGUAGCCGUCAGCGUUACUAAUCGUGUUACUAAGCUGUGUGCGAUAUUGUGGAGGCUGAGUCAGCGGAGCCCGAACGAUAUCUGGUGCCAAUCACGGUGGUGAAGCCGAUUAGCCACUGCCAGGUGCAUGGAGAACAUACAAUAAAUGCCCAUAAUGCGAG